AUGGCGAUGGCUGUGGAGCGCAGUCGCACCUCCAGCAUGUUCCGUCCCGGACACUCACUGCCCCAGAUUCCAGUCGGGAUCUUCUCCCAGCACGCGGGGCACAUCUGUCCCGUUUUCCCGACCCGAGUCGCCUCUUCCCUGUCGAACGUUCUCUUGCCGCCCGCUCCCAUCUUCAGCUAUGGGCUGCUCCAAGGCUGUGUACCGCCCGAGCCCUGCAAGCAGGCUCUUCUCCUCGCCACGCAGGCGGCGGGAUUGGCCGGAAUUACCGACUACCCCGAUGAGUCAAAGCCGGUGAAGCAGAGGCGAGCACGGGCUAACUACAGCAGUUGGCAGCUGGAAGAGCUGGAGAAAGCGUUCAAGGCUACACAGUACCCAGACGUCUUCAUGAGAGAGGCCCUGGCGCUCAGAUUGGACCUGAUCGAGGCCAGGGUACAGGUUUGGUUCCAGAACCGCAGGGCUAAGAUGAGGAGGCAGUUAAAGCUGCAGAGCAGAUCCUCGGAGAAGAGCAGAGCCCACGAGGCAAGCAGCAGUGCAGAGGAGGAGAAAUGCGGCCGUCUGAAUGUUGAUGUGGUCACUGACAAGAUGGAGAAAGCCACCCUCUCCUGGCCUGAAUCCCAGGUACACCGAAGAGAACACCUAAUUGCUCCCCCGUUCCAGACAGUGGUCCAGGGCAUCAGAGACAGUUCCAGGCCAAGCCCCAAUCCAAAGGAGAUUCGCAGCUGCAGCAUUUCCACACUCCGAGCAAAGGCGAGGAAACAUGAGGCCGAGAUACACAGUGGGGCCGCCCAACUGCUUCCUGUCUCUGCAGGGACUCAAGAGACAAUUGAUGAGGUCAACAAUAAUGAUUUGUAACUGAGUCGCCAGACCGCAAGACAUCCAGCACUGGUGUCAGAGACUGGUUGCACCGUGCACCAUUCUCAGAGGGUCUUGCAACAGAGACUGUGCAAUGGAUGGACAUACAGUGUUGAGUACACAGAGAGAGAGACUGCACAAAAUGUCCAACACAACCAGAGAAUGUGCAUGGAGGCCCUGUA
Messenger RNA from Hypanus sabinus (Atlantic stingray), 1034 nucleotides. Its product is annotated as paired mesoderm homeobox protein 1. The record is from RefSeq and is a predicted model, not a curated record. Bases 1 to 852 code for a protein of 283 amino acids. Gene Ontology annotation, biological process: regulation of transcription by RNA polymerase II. The transcript is spliced from 4 exons. Gene Ontology annotation, molecular function: DNA-binding transcription factor activity, RNA polymerase II-specific; RNA polymerase II transcription regulatory region sequence-specific DNA binding. Lineage: Eukaryota; Metazoa; Chordata; Chondrichthyes; Myliobatiformes; Dasyatidae.